This is a messenger RNA of Diuraphis noxia (Russian wheat aphid), 967 nucleotides long. Its product is annotated as retinoblastoma-like protein 1. Gene Ontology annotation, biological process: negative regulation of G1/S transition of mitotic cell cycle; cell differentiation; regulation of transcription by RNA polymerase II. NCBI's taxonomy places the organism in Eukaryota, Metazoa, Arthropoda, Insecta, Hemiptera, Aphididae. Gene Ontology annotation, cellular component: nucleus; chromatin; transcription regulator complex. Gene Ontology annotation, molecular function: RNA polymerase II transcription regulatory region sequence-specific DNA binding. The record is from RefSeq and is a predicted model, not a curated record.
GUAUAAAUGAUGAAGAUUUAAUGCGAAAGAUUUGGACAUGUUUUGAACAUGUUAUUAUUGAGCAUACAGAUAUGAUGCGUGAUAGACAUUUAGAUCAGAUAUUGAUGUGUACCAUUUACAUUAUUUGUCGAGUGGUCAACUUAAAUUUGUCUUUUCAAGCAAUCAUGAAAUGUUAUCGAACUCAACCACAAUCUGCGUCACACAUAUACAGAAGUGUUUUAAUUACUCCUCGCAAUCCUAGUCAAGAACAUACAGAAAAUGAAGGAGCACGGCGAGAUACUGAACAACGUAUCGAUCUUAUUAAAUUUUAUAACACUAUAUUUGUUCAAAUAGUUCGAGAUAAUGCUUUAAAAUAUUCAAGUAACAGCAGUAAUGAUAAUCUCACUCUAUCUCCUUUACCUGCUACUAAGACACAGUUGCAAUCACCUACUACACGACGAGUCAAUGAUCGAUUACCAAUAUUCAUUCGUAAAUUGGAAGCCCAAGCUAGUCCAAUAAAAUCACCAAUCAGGCCAUUGAGUUACUGUAUAAAUCAGAGUCCUAAAAAAGAUCUAGAAAAUAUAAAUAUGAUAACGAUGCGAGCAAUUGCUAAGAAAAGAAAUAUUUCUGAUGGCCACCAUGAUGGGCCAAUUGCAAAACAAAAAACUCCUUCUCCUCCUGUUAUAACCAAACGAUUACAGGGUCUAUUAGAGGAAAGAAUGGAACAUAAUACUGAUAAGUAACAUAUUUARUAUAUUAUGUUCAUCUUCAAUUUUCUAUCUUGUGAAUUUUUACUUAAGUGUUAAAUGAUAAAUUAACAAAUUAUAUUAUAUAACUGUGAAUCAGUUGAUAAAAACUAACAUUUUAAUUUUAACCUUUGUGUCCUUAUAAUUCUUUUAGGUUUUGUAUAGUCUAAUACUAAUUCAUKWAAAUUGUUUUUCCAUUUUAUUAAUUAACGAAAUGUGUUUAUUUGUUUCAAUUUAAAAAU